Molecule: messenger RNA, 1512 nt
Organism: Hyaloperonospora brassicae
Lineage: Eukaryota; Oomycota; Peronosporomycetes; Peronosporales; Peronosporaceae
Source: the annotation of a GenBank genome assembly
AUGCGCGUCACUCGGGUCCUCAACGCAUGCGUCGUCACGGCCCUCGCGACGUGGUCCAGUGGCACGUUCGGCUACGACUUCUCGCUCGACAACAAGGCCGAAGCCGACAGUAUCGACGCAAAGUCGCGGCCGACGACACUGAACGAACAGAACCGCAUCUACGGCGGGUCGGCGGCCGACAUUUCCAAGUACCCGUUCAUUGCGAGCCUCAGUGACAGUGUCUCGGGCGGCACGUUCUGCGCCGGGACGCUCAUUGCGCCGCAGUACAUCCUCACGGCCGGCCACUGCAUCACCAUUGGCCUCUUGCCCACUGUCGCCACGUUCGAGUCCAAUUUCAGCUCCGUGGGCGAAGCCAGGCGCGGCGAGCAGGAGGGCGUGGACUUUAACGUCAUUGCAGGCUUUCGCCACCCGCUGUACAACAAGACGGCCCAUCUCUAUGACAUUGGUCUGCUCAAGCUCGAGAAGCCCGUCAAGCGCCCGACGGCAAAGAUGUGUGCUGCUGACGGAUCGGACAAUGAAGUGGGCACGAUGGCCACUGUGUUUGGCUGGGGCAAGACCCCCGAGAGCAACGCCAAGAUGAGCACGCGUCUGAACGAGCUGACGGUUCCAAUCAUCUCGAACGCCGAGUGCGGCAAGUUCGAGCGCUACGUCGGUCGCGUUACUGAAGGUAUGCUCUGCGCUGGUACAGGCGGUGGCCGCGACACGUGCAACGGCGACUCGGGGGGUCCGUUGCUCGUGAACGACGACACGAUCGUUGGGUUCGUGAGCUGGGGAAGCCGCUGCGGCGAACAGGCAGGCAUCUUUACCCGCUUGACGUAUGUGAUGGACUACAUUGAGGGCAUUGUGGCGGGCGGGCGUGGCAAGAAGUACGGCGAGGUCGAGCCUGGCUCGGAGAUUGCACAGAUGAUUGCGGAUGCCGCGGCGUCCGGGAGCGGCAAAGCUGGAACUGCGGCACAGGCUGCAGGGGCCGACGAAUCGGGCUCGAGCAGUAUCGACAUAGCCGCGUUGAUGAAGGACAUGUUUGGCGCGGCUGGGAAGAACCCUGAGAUGACAAAACUGCUGGAAACUAUGGGCCUCCAAAUGUCUGAAGGUGGUGGGCCGGUUAGCGAGAGCGACGAGAUGGGGUCCGCGACGGGCGAGAAGGAGGCACUUGGUGAGGGCGACGGGUUUGAGAUGGGCUCGAAGGAAUUGGAAGAGGACGAGGAGGACCUGGACAAGUUGUACCAGCAGGGACUGCUAUCGGACGGUGGAAGCGAAGACGCUGAGCCCGUCAAGGGAUCGAAGGAACCGGAAGAGGACGAAGAGGACCUGGACAAGUUGUACCAGCAGGGACUGCUGUCGGACGGUGAAGGCGAAGACGCUGAGCCAGUUGCGGGUGCCGGUAAAGCCCUUCGAAAGCCGAGCAAGACAAUGGUGAACGACGACGAAGCUCCUUCUUCGAUGAACGAGGACACGCCGGAUCAAAUGGACGUGGUCGAGCAAAGCGACUUGCAAGGCAGCGGCCGUAUGUAA